Zophobas morio is the source of this 3618-nucleotide messenger RNA. Its product is annotated as Choline acetyltransferase. Gene Ontology annotation, molecular function: choline O-acetyltransferase activity. Bases 1 to 2505 code for a protein of 834 amino acids. Lineage: Eukaryota; Metazoa; Arthropoda; Insecta; Coleoptera; Tenebrionidae. The transcript has 6 exons. Gene Ontology annotation, biological process: neuromuscular synaptic transmission; acetylcholine biosynthetic process. Gene Ontology annotation, cellular component: cytoplasm; neuron projection. The record is from RefSeq and is a predicted model, not a curated record.
AUGUCUAGGAGCCAUGAAACAUCGAUAGAACAUAUAGCCGUUCGACGGAUGGACCCAAAAAUCGUCAAAUUUUCACCUGUGCCACCUUCGUCGCCCCACCCCGCUUUCCCCGUUCAGUCAAACAACUUCGUCCACCGUGAGCAACCCAUUCCCGCCAACAAUACCAACUUCGUACCUCUUUAUCAAUUUACCCAGUCUCGUUGUUCCCACAAUCGCAAAUUCCAUUACCAGCGGCCCCAUCCUCGGGCGCUCUUGGGCCCGUUUCCAUAUUUAGGCGCGUGCCUCGACGCAAGCCCGCCCCCGGCCGAAAUCCCGCGCCGCCAGAUUACAGCGUGGGCUGCGUCUCAGGAGCGGUCGUUCGUAGCGGGAGUGAGCCAAACAGUGCACCUGGACGUCGGCACCGUGGAGACUCGCGCCGGCCAGCACGGCCCAGGAGGCCUACUCGGAGAUUCGCGAGUCGCUAACAACAUUCGCGGUUUCUUCGCCACGAGGAUAGGAAGCGCGCUACCGGACACAGGAUGGCGCGACUCCCUGCUGGCUUUGCCCAAGAAGUGGCUUUCCGGAACGUCCUUGGUGCACACGAAUUCGACAACGGCUAACACUCAGGAAAUCCCCCUACCGAAGCUUCCCGUACCCUCUCUGGAACAAACCUUGAACAAAUACGAGUACACAAUGAGACCGCUCCUGAACAUUGAAGAACAGAAAAAGCUCAAAAAGCUCAUCGAGAAAUUUUCCGGACCUGGUUGCCUCGGCCAGCAGUUGCAGCUGUACCUCCUAGACCGCCAGGAGAAAACGGAUAAUUGGGCGUACAACUACUGGAUCGACGACAUGUAUAUGAAGAACCCGACCCCCCUUCCAGUCAAUUCCAACCCCGGGAUGAUUUUCCCUCCGAGAAAAUUCACGACGAUUUUAGAUGUAGCACGUUUCACGGCGAGGUUAUUGGAUGCCGCCUUGGACCAUAAAAGUGUAUUAGAUAAAAGACUACUUCCAGUGGAAAAAGCUACGUCAAGGGAACCGGGACAACCGUUGUGUAUGGCUCAGUAUUAUAGGAUCUUGGGUUCUUGUAGGAUACCUGGGAAGCAAAAAGACACACAGUACGUCCCUGUGGCUGUCAAAUCGGAAGAAAGUCAGUCGGAACAUGUUAUUGUUAUAUGCAGGAGUCAGUUGUAUUGUGUUCCUGUGCAGGCCGCUGAUCGUGGAAGACUCAGCGAGGAUGAAAUUUGUGCACAACUUUUACACAUUUUAGAUGAUGCACCUUGUCUAGCUAGCCCUCCACCUGUGGGGCUGCUCACUGCUUGGAAGCGCCCUCUGUGGGCUGAAGUUCGCGAGAACCUCAUCAUCAACGAACGAAAUCGAAGAAACUUGGAUCUUAUAGCUAAAUCUCUUUUGGUUGUUUGUUUAGACGAGGGGUUAGGGAGCGGGUUUAAUUGUCGUUUACAAAGAGGGGGCAAAGGGCACUCCGCGGGUCACCGAGAUGAAACCAGUUUAGCUGUACAGAUGAUCCACGGAGGUGGCAGCACCUACGAUACAGCCAAUCGAUGGUUUGACAAAACCAUUCAGUUGAUAGUCUCUGGUGACGGUGCCUGUGGCUUAUGCUACGAACAUUCCCAAGCUGAAGGAAUCGCUGUUAUUCAACUAGUGGAGAAGUUAUGGCAGCACGCAGACGAGCAACCGCCAUCUUCAGAAGUACCCUCAGGUUCGAGCCAUCUGCCACCUCCAGAGCGUCUAGAGUGGGUUUUGGAGCAACGAGACUUUGUUAAAAUCGAAGAAGCGGCACUUGACAUAGACAACUUAGUCAAAGAUUUAGACUUUCAAGUGUUCCGCUAUAUGAACUACGGGAAAGAGUUCAUCAAAAGCUGCAAAGUUAGCCCGGAUGUUUACAUCCAACUAGCACUCCAACUAGCUUACUAUAGACUCUACGGGAAACUAACCGCAACCUAUGAAAGCGCAUCCACUCGAAGAUUUCGUCUAGGAAGAGUCGACUGUAUACGAUCUGCCAGUCCGGAAGCUCUAGCAUGGGCUGCCGCUAUGGCGCAACCUAAAGACGAAGACGAAAGCAAAAAAGUCACUUUCCAUUUAGUGAGCGACGAAGAGAAACUGCGUCUUUGGAAGGAGGCUGUCAAACAACAAACCAAAGAGAUGGUUGAUAAUAUUCUCGGACAGGGUAUAGACAUCCACUUGCUGGGUUUACGUGAAGCUGCAAGAGAAACUUCACCGACUGCUGCACACCCACUGCCUGAGCUUUUUACCGAUUAUACUUAUAAAUUAGCUAAUAAAUUCUUGUUGAGUACUAGUCAAGUUGCAACGUCUAGCGAUAGUUUUAUGGGUUAUGGGCCGGUGGAACCGGACGGGUAUGGAGCCUCAUACAAUCCCAAAGCUGAUCAUAUUGUAUUUUGUUUGUCUGCGUUUUGGUCGUCGGAAAUUACAAGCACCUCAAGGUUUGCACAAGCUUUAGAUGAAAGUUUAAAUUUGAUGCAAGCGUUACUUACGAGACCUACCACUUAGAGGAGUUAGGUUUUGCUUUAAGUAAAUGAGAUGUUUGUGAGUUUUACUCAAGAAUUACAGACACAAGGUUCAUUCCUGAUAAACUGACUUAAAGAAAAUGCGCUAAGUAAUGGUCGUCUGUUAAAUUCUAGGCCUAACAUCUCUGUUAUGCCGGAUUUUGUUUCAGUUGUGAGGUUAGGUUUCCCCAACACGUGGUACAAAAUUUAAAAUGACUGAAAGUAAACAAACAUAUCAAUUUGAGUGUGUAGGCUUUUCAGAUGGUAGGCAAACCGUGUGAAAGUGGUAGAACGCGAAAAUACCGACGUAUAUUAGUAUUAUUAGGACUUUUCAUGACAAAUUGUCGUCCCUAUGGUAAACAAUACAUAUUUUAAGCUCAACCAUAUCGUACCAAUUAUUAAGAUCUAAAAUUAGAAUAUUUAUCUACAACUUGUAAAAAUAAACCGAAUGCCACAUCUCACUAUGAUAAUGAAAGUUCUAAUACUACUAACUAAACAUCGUGUAGUAACUGUCAAAUAUCACCACACAACUAGCGUUUGCUUUAACAAUUGUUGCUUUAACUAAGGCUGAAUAGAACUAGAUGUUAAAAUUAAAACGCUUUUUGUUUUAUGUAUUAUACAGUGUGAUAAUAAGUAGACGUAAUGUAGAUUUGUCUUAAGUCAAGUUCUGUUGCCACUUGCCCAAAAUGGCGUCACACAAAAAUCUGUACUAAAACUACGACAAAUGCCACAUUUCAACUGUCUACAUUACACGAUUGUUUCACAAAAUAUUUUCGUAUAUUUUUUUCAAAGUAUGAUUACUCUUCUAUUUCUUGUUAGUACUUAAAAUUUUAUAGGCUGUUAGAAUUUAUACAUUGCUAUAGAUGCAUAUAUAUACACUAAAAGGAAACACGAAAUUAGAUAUACCGACUGAAUAUACAUGUUGAAAGCACUUACAAUUCCCAAAAAAGAAAAGGGCACUGAAACAAUUAACUAUUAUCUAAUUCGUAUUCAAUAUUAUUUAAAAGUGUUAUUAAUUAUUCUAUAUUUGUAAAAAUCUAUACAAUAAAAAAUCCUUUGUACUCUUCUACGCUUUGAUUAAGAGUUAUCACUGCUAAAUACAACAUAAAAAAAAUAA